AUGGAAAACAGAGUGCGCGACUCUGAAGCCGAGGAUUAUGCCACCAGUUUGGAUUACACCCUCAAGGAGCUUCAGCGCAAGGUCAAGGAACAUGAGACGGAGCUCGCAAAGAUCCGGUCCACACAUGGAGACGCGGUCCCUUCCUCGCCGGAACUGCAAGCCAAUGUCAUCAAAGCAGCGCUCGUAGAAGUGACAAACUCUGAGCCGUUCUUGCCAUUUCCAGGGUCCGUGCUUCCUGCUCUGGUGGCCUUGCGCAAGACGCACCAGGUUAUCGAGGAAUCAAAAGCCUAUCUGGCAUCGCAGAGGCUCGAGGCUGAGCGAGCCAGGAAACAGCUGGACUCGGAGCGGGUGACGCUGAAAGACCAUCGUCUGUUGACGGAUGCACUCAAAGACAGGAUUCGGUCUCUGAGGUUGGCACUGGCAUCCCAGGCCAAGCUGCCGGAGAAGAAUGGGAGCAAGAACAAGGCGGAUGAGCUGGAGGCAAGGAAGAAAAGCUACAACGCGGAGACGUUCAAGCUGAUGAAGUCGCUGCUGAGGUUCAUCGACCACCGGCUAGCGGCCAUGCUCGCGGCAGAGGAGCUGGGCGGACCCAUCGUCGGCGACAUGGUGGAUGUCGAUCCCGAGGACCUUGCCGGCGGCUUCAACGCACAUGGAAAGGCCAAGAAGGCGAAAGGAAACGUGGUGGACCAAGACAAGCGCCAGCGUCGGCUCGACGAGAUCUGGGGCGCGGCACAAGGCGACGACGAGGUUGGCAGGGAGCGCAACAAUGACGACGAGCAUGACGACGAGGCAAAAGCCGCCGGCCGAGAGAUGCGGUCGCUCACCGAGGAGCUGCUCAACAAGCUCGCCAAAGCCGAAGGGGACAAUUCGGGGUCGUACGUGCAGCUGACGCGGGAGUCGGCCGCCGUGCGGUUCCUUGUCAGGUCCAAGGUGGCCCAGUUUCACCCCAAGGACGCGACGAAGCUCAGGCUGAUUGAUUUCGGCAGAGAGCUGGACGACUGA
Messenger RNA from Drechmeria coniospora, 1002 nucleotides. RefSeq lists its product as uncharacterized. Lineage: Eukaryota; Fungi; Ascomycota; Sordariomycetes; Hypocreales; Ophiocordycipitaceae. Gene Ontology annotation, biological process: mitotic sister chromatid segregation; kinetochore assembly. The transcript is spliced from 2 exons. Bases 1 to 1002 code for a protein of 333 amino acids. Gene Ontology annotation, cellular component: nucleus. The record is from RefSeq and is a predicted model, not a curated record.